AUGUAUACUGAAAAGACUCAAGAGGAUAUUUUCCCCUCCAGCUUUGGGCCAGAAUACGUCGGCUUUGACCAUAUCACUUGGUAUGUUGGAAACUCCAAGCAGGCAGCAUCAUACUAUGUGAGCCGUAUGGGAUUCGAGCAGAUUGCAUAUUGCGGCCCCGAAACUGGAUCCCGAACCAUAACAUCUCGUGUGGUAUCCAAUGGACAGGCCGUCUUUGUCCUCAGCUCACCUGCCUGCGGUCUGUCAGAGAUAGGAGUCGAUAUCUCGCGAAAAGAAAAGGCUGUUCUGACUGAAAUGCACGAUCACCUCACCAAACAUGGCGACGGAGUCAAGGAUGUCGCUUUCCGUAUUACAGGGAAAGUUGACGAUGUCUGGAGGCGCGCAGUGGACUGUGGCGCACGGCCAAUCGUAUGCCCGGUUACUCUACGAGAUGGCAAGAAUGGCUCGGUUAAACUGGCCACUAUUGGAGCAUAUGGCGAUACCGUACACUCGCUGGUAAACCGGCAGCUAUACACCGGUCCAUUCUUGCCUGGAUACGAAGCGGUAUCCGAAGAGGAUCCAAUAAAUAGCUUACUGCCUAAGAUUGACUUUUAUGAAAUCGACCACUGCGUUGGAAACCAACCUUGGAAUGGAAUCGACCCAGUCGUCAGAUACUACGAGGAAUGCUUGGAUUUCCAUCGCUACUGGACCGUGGACGAUUCCAACAUGUGCGGCGAUUACUCCGCCAUGCGAUCCAUCGUGGUGUCUUCCCCUAACGAGGUGAUCAAAAUGCCCUUGAACGAGCCGGCACCGGGCAAGGGGAGGUCACAGAUUGGGGAAUUCGUCGACUUCUACAACGGCGCGGGCGUCCAGCACAUCGCCUUCCGAACGCACAACAUCGUCACAGCAAUCACCAAUCUCCGGGCGCGAGGGGUGCCAUUCCUGCGCGUUCCACAUGAAUACUACGUCGACCUUCGCCGGCGACUAUCUCAAGUGGAGCUGAAGCUGGACGAGGACCUCGACCUGCUAGAGAAACUGAGCAUCUUGGUGGACUUUGACGAAAAAGGAUACUUGCUCCAGAUAUUCACCAAGCAUGUCUCGGAUCGUCCGACGGUGUUUAUCGAGGUGAUCCAGCGCAACUGUUUUGAUGGAUUCGGGGCGGGGAACUUCAAGAGCUUGUUUCAGGCUUUUGAGCGGGAGCAGGCGUCGAGGGGGAAUUUGUAA
Aspergillus campestris IBT 28561 is the source of this 1203-nucleotide messenger RNA. RefSeq names its product putative 4-hydroxyphenylpyruvate dioxygenase. Gene Ontology annotation, biological process: L-tyrosine catabolic process. The record is from RefSeq and is a predicted model, not a curated record. Gene Ontology annotation, molecular function: 4-hydroxyphenylpyruvate dioxygenase activity. Bases 1 to 1203 code for a protein of 400 amino acids. Lineage: Eukaryota; Fungi; Ascomycota; Eurotiomycetes; Eurotiales; Aspergillaceae. The transcript is spliced from 3 exons.